GUUACUUGGUUUUCCUUCACAAUCAAAGCAAAAGAGUAGAAGGCUUUGUUUCUGAGAAGCGAAGGGCACAGCAGAAGGAGUAGUUGAGUUGAAGAGAGAGAUGUCAGGGAAAGGCGCAAAAGGGUUGAUAACUGGUAAAACCCCAUCAUCUUCUAAGGACAAAGAUAAGAAGAAACCCAUUUCUCGCUCCUCAAGAGCUGGUCUUCAGUUUCCAGUUGGGCGUAUUCAUCGUCUUCUGAAGUCAAGGGUGACAGCCAAUGGAAGAGUUGGGGCAACAGCUGCGGUAUAUUCUGCUGCUAUCCUGGAGUAUUUAACUGCAGAGGUGUUGGAGUUGGCUGGCAAUGCAAGCAAGGAUUUGAAGGUGAAGCGAAUUACCCCGCGACAUCUACAGCUUGCUAUCCGUGGAGAUGAAGAACUUGAUACCCUCAUAAAAGGAACGAUAGCCGGUGGUGGUGUUAUUCCUCAUAUCCACAAGUCUCUUAUCAACAAGUCUUCAAAGGAGUGAGAGCUCACAAGUUAUUUCAAUCAACGUGGGAAAAGACAAAUUUUACUGUAAAUUUUAUAACUUUGAAUUGUGGAUAAUUUGCUCCUUGCAUUAGUUUGAUUGAACUGUCCUUCCCCAGGAAUCUGAAAAUUUCUGAUUUCUAUAUUUGAAUUGUUUUAACUGACAUGUUGACUUCUGUGCUAUGGUACUGUAUGCUAGAUGGUUCUUGUCCCAUUAAAGCUAUUAUUUGUGGUUUUUUUAUUUUAU
Messenger RNA from Abrus precatorius (Indian licorice), 751 nucleotides. Its product is annotated as probable histone H2A variant 3. Bases 101 to 505 code for a protein of 134 amino acids. The transcript is spliced from 2 exons. Gene Ontology annotation, molecular function: structural constituent of chromatin; DNA binding; protein heterodimerization activity. The record is from RefSeq and is a predicted model, not a curated record. NCBI's taxonomy places the organism in Eukaryota, Viridiplantae, Streptophyta, Magnoliopsida, Fabales, Fabaceae. Gene Ontology annotation, cellular component: nucleosome.